Messenger RNA from Lagopus leucura (white-tailed ptarmigan), 1398 nucleotides. RefSeq names its product cysteine dioxygenase type 1 (gene CDO1). Gene Ontology annotation, molecular function: cysteine dioxygenase activity; ferrous iron binding. NCBI's taxonomy places the organism in Eukaryota, Metazoa, Chordata, Aves, Galliformes, Phasianidae. The transcript has 5 exons. The coding region runs from base 47 to 661 and encodes 204 amino acids. Gene Ontology annotation, biological process: L-cysteine catabolic process. The record is from RefSeq and is a predicted model, not a curated record.
CGGGCGGCGGAGCCGGGCGAGGCAGCGCGGCGGACGGUGACCGGCGAUGGAGCAGCCGGUGCAGACGGAGAUGUGGAAGGCGGGGAGCCUGGAGGAGUUGGUCCGCAUCCUCCACCGGCUUUUCGCCGAGGACAAAGUGAGUGUGGAGGAGGUGCAGGCGCUGAUGGAGUCCUACGAGAGCAACCCCGACGAGUGGCUGCAGUACGCCCAGUUCGACCAGUACAGAUACACAAGAAAUCUUGUGGACAAUGGAAAUGGAAAGUUCAACUUGAUGAUCUUGUGCUGGGGUGAAGGACAUGGCAGCAGCAUCCAUGACCACACUGAUUCACACUGCUUUAUGAAGAUUCUCCAGGGAAAUCUAAAGGAGACUCUGUUUGAAUGGCCUGAGAAAAAAGGGAAUGGUGAAAUGACUAAGAAAUCAGAGCGAGUUUUGAGAGAAAAUCAAUGUGCCUAUAUUAAUGACACCAUUGGCCUGCACCGUGUGGAGAACAUCAGCCACACAGAGACUGCUGUCAGCCUGCAUUUGUACAGCCCGCCUUUUGACAGCUGCAACACCUUUGACCAGAGGACGGGGCACAAGCACAAAGUCAAGAUGACCUUCUACAGCCAGUUUGGAGAAAGGACUCCCUGUGUCAUGGCAAUGCCACAGGAGAACAACUGAGGAGCACCAGCACGCGUUUGCACAAGACCUGCUGAAUGUUGAACCAGGGACAGAAGACUCGUGUGGCUCUUUGUAUACUUUGUGUGUAGAUGUACACUAGGGCAGCUUCCAGCAAACCCCCAUUUUCCCUGAGUGAAUGGUGAUCACGGGACACUAAGCCAGCUAGUGCCAUCAACUACUUCAGAGGUUAGAUGCCUUUCCUUGGGCUACUGCCAAGUCAGAAUUAAGUAGUUUGUUUUCUGAUUCUAGCCUCCUUUUGAUUCUGCUUCUGUUAGCACACUGAGAGUAUCAGAAAUAGGGUUUUAAACAUCAUCUGGCACUACUUAAUGGCCCUAGAUGUAUGUAAAUUCUCAGUGUAAUUAAUAACCACGUACAUUUGUAAGCUUCCAGUCACUUGUACCUAUGAGUAGUACACUAGAUGCAAUCAGCAGAUUUUUUUUUUUUUAAUUAACUCUUUUAGGUUUUAAUGAUCUAAGCCAUUUUGAUAGUUUUGUGCAUUUUUUACUUUUUUUUUUUUUUUUUUUUUUUUUUUUUUUUACAAUUUCAUUUGUCAGAUCUUGUUUUAAACAGGAGCAGCAAAAUGCUUCAUGCACAGUGAUUUUCAAAACUGGGCAGAGAUUUGGGGUUUUAAUAAGACUAAUCAUACUUAACACAGCUGAUGUCCAGUUUCCAAAGUGUUCUGUGUAGCUACUGAAGUCCUUCCAGGUAACUGAAAUAAAACUGGAUUUGUGCACAGA